Molecule: messenger RNA, 1987 nt
Organism: Poecile atricapillus (Black-capped chickadee)
Lineage: Eukaryota; Metazoa; Chordata; Aves; Passeriformes; Paridae
Product: E3 ubiquitin-protein ligase KCMF1
Exons: 8
Coding region: 627-1619 (330 amino acids)
Biological process (GO): synaptic signaling
Cellular component (GO): plasma membrane
Molecular function (GO): zinc ion binding
Source: RefSeq, a predicted model, not a curated record
CGGGAGGAGGAAGGGGAAGGGAUAGGGGCCGGGGCCGGGAAGGCUCCAGCGCGGCCGCCGCCGUCGCUGGUGCGGCAGGGGCGGAGCGGCGCGGGAGGCGGCGCCAGCGGCCGGCGGGGCCCGGAGUCACCGUGUCACGGCGCCCGGGAAGCCGUUGCCGCCGGAUCCGCCCCCCGCAGGGCGAGCGAGGAGGCAGGAGGAGGAGGAGAAGGGAGGCCAGCUCCUCGCCGCCUCUUGUGUUUUCGCCCCCUUCCCGGCCCAGCCCCAGCCCCUCUCCUCUCGGCACCGGGGCGGCGGCGGGGGGCGAGGCCGCAGCGGCGCCCGAGCUGCCCGCGGGAGCCCCGGGACGGGCCUGGGCCGCCGUCUCUGGAGUAGGAUGUCCCGACAUGAAGGUCAGAUUUGGUCUUUCCCCUUCUGCCACUUCCUGGUGCCAGAUUCUUUUUGGGAGGCAAUGUUUCUUGUCUUGACUGACAAGAGGUGCUGUCUCUGGUGUCAGCUGUGAUGCAUGUUUAAAAGGAAAUUUUCGAGGUCGCCGGUACAAGUGUUUAAUUUGCUACGAUUACGAUCUGUGUGCAACUUGUUAUGAAAGUGGUGCAACGACAACAAGGCAUACAACUGACCAUCCAAUGCAGUGCAUACUAACAAGAGUAGAUUUUGACUUGUACUAUGGUGGAGAAGCUUUCUCUGUAGAGCAGCCACAGUCUUUCACUUGUCCUUAUUGUGGGAAAAUGGGUUAUACGGAAACAUCUCUUCAAGAGCAUGUUACUUCUGAGCAUGCAGAAACAUCAACAGAAGUGAUUUGUCCAAUAUGUGCAGCAUUACCUGGAGGGGAUCCGAAUCACGUAACAGAUGACUUUGCAGCUCAUCUUACACUGGAACACAGAGCUCCUAGAGAUUUAGAUGAAUCCAGUGGCGUUCGGCAUGUACGUAGGAUGUUCCACCCAGGCCGGGGUUUGGGAGGGCCCCGUGCUCGUAGAUCAAACAUGCACUUUACUACCAGUUCCCCUGGUGGGCUUUCGUCUUCUCAGAGUUCGUAUUCUCCAAGCAAUAGAGAAGCCAUGGAUCCUAUAGCUGAGCUUUUAUCCCAGCUAUCAGGUGUGAGGCGUUCUGCAGGAGGACAGCUCAACUCCUCUGGCCCUUCUGCUUCUCAAUUACAGCAGCUGCAGAUGCAACUGCAGUUGGAACGACAACAUGCACAGGCAGCAAGACAGCAACUGGAGACUGCGCGCAAUGCAACCAGACGCACCAACACGAUCAAUGUCAACACCACUAUGACACAAUCUACAACAACAACCAACACAUCUAACACAGAAAACAGUCAGCAGACUAUCCAGAAUUCCCAGUUCCUUCUGACAAGGUUGAAUGAUCCGAAGAUGUCAGAAGCAGAGCGUCAGUCAAUGGAGAGCGAACGGGCAGACUGCAGCCUGUUUGUUCAGGAGCUUCUACUGUCCACCUUGAUGCAGGAAGAAAGUUCCUCCUCAGAUGAGGAUGAGCGGGGGGAGAUUGCAGAUUUUGGUGCUAUGGGCUGUGUAGAUAUUAUGCCUCUAGAUGUUGCUUUAGAAAACCUAAAUUUAAAAGAGAGUAAUAAAGGAAAUGAGCCUCCUCCACCUCCUCUUUGAUGACAUCCCACUUUGCAGACAAUGUCCUCUGUGCUGUAUUUGCCAAUGAAAGUGGACAACAACUAUCUUGGGUUUGUUUUGGUGAUUGUAAUUUCAGGUCUGUCACUCUUGUUACAUUGUGUACAUUCAAAAGAAAGAGAGAAAAGAUAUAUAUGAUAAUCAUUUCCACUUAACUAAUUUUUACUUCUAGCAGGUAAAUGUAGGUUGCAGAGCAGAAGGCUCUGUUUCCUGUACCUUGACAUGCAAAAGGCUCUCCUAAUACUCCACAUUCAAACUGAAGAGGAAAAAAAAUGAAAAAUCUCUAAUGAAGCUGCUGUGUGUAUUUAUGAAUAUUAAUGAAUAAAAACUGCUUGGAUGGUUUACCUUAA